This is a messenger RNA of Ailuropoda melanoleuca (giant panda), 2780 nucleotides long. RefSeq names its product cadherin related family member 3 (gene CDHR3). Gene Ontology annotation, cellular component: membrane; adherens junction; catenin complex. Lineage: Eukaryota; Metazoa; Chordata; Mammalia; Carnivora; Ursidae. Gene Ontology annotation, molecular function: cadherin binding; beta-catenin binding; calcium ion binding. Gene Ontology annotation, biological process: cell morphogenesis; homophilic cell-cell adhesion; cell-cell adhesion mediated by cadherin. The record is from RefSeq and is a predicted model, not a curated record. The coding region runs from base 126 to 2780 and encodes 884 amino acids. The transcript is spliced from 19 exons.
UUUCUCACAUGGCAACAAAACCAGGAGCUGAAGAUGAAUGGCAUCUGGAAUAAACUUUGGGUGUGGGGCGGGACUCAGCUACUGGGUAAUAUGCUGGAGGUGCGUACAGAGGUGAACUCUCCAAGAUGCAGGGAGCGGUUUUUCUCCUGGUUCUCCUGGGUGCCAUGUCAGGGAGAGAAGCGCUACACCUAAUCCACUUGCCUGCUACCAGCACCGUGGCCGAGAAUUCUCCACCUGAGACUCCAGUGCACAAGUUUUCCGUGAACUUAUCAGCCUCGCUGUCGCCUGUGAUCCCAGGGUUGCCCCUGAUUAUCAACACAAGCCCCCUCACUGACGGCUUCAAGGUGAACUGGCUGUCAGGCAUCGACUUCGAGGUUGUCACCACUGGCAAGGAACAACUAGACUUUGAAACUGGACCAAACAUAUUUGAUUUGCAGAUUUAUGUUAAGGAUGAUGUCGGUGUCACUGACCUACAGAUCCUGACUGUCCAGGUAACAGAUGUGAACGAGCCGCCUCAGUUUGAAGGCAACUUGGCAAAAGGUCUCGACCUCUACAUACUGGAAGGAGCAAACCCAGGAUUCAUUUACCAGGUGGAGGCCUUUGAUCCAGAAGACACAAACCGAAAUAUACCCCUCAGUUAUUUCCUGAUCGUCCCCUCAGUGAACUUCAGACUGUCUCCUAAUGGGACCCUCUUCUCCACAACAGAAUUUGACUUCGAAGCAGGACACAAAAGUUUCCAUCUGGCUGUGGGAGUCAGAGAUAGCCAAGGGCUCGGAGCCUCCACAACGCUCCAGGUGAACAUUGUGAACAUCAACGACGAAAUCCCUCGCUUCACCAGCCUGGCGCGCGUGUACACGAUUCCUGAGGAGCUGGCUUCGGGCACCAUUGUGGCCAACAUCACAGCGGAGGACCCAGAUGAUAAAGGUUUUACCAGCUUCCUUCUCUACAGCAUCACGACUGCUAACCGCUAUUUCGUGAUCAACCAGCUGACCGGUACGAUCCAAGUGGCCCACAGGCUAGACCGAGAUGCAGGUGAAUUAAGACAAAAUCCCACCAUUUCUCUGGAAGUUCUGGUGAAGGACAGACCCUCAGGGGGUCAAGAGAACCGCAUGCAGAUCACCUUCAUUGUGGAGGACAUUAAUGACAGCCCUGCCGCGUGCACCAAGACCACCUUCAGCAUUAUGGUGCCUGAAAGAGCAGCCAAGGGGACGUUGCUUCUGGACCUGAACAAGUUCUGCUUUGAUGAUGACAGCGAAGCCCCAAACAACCGAUUCAACUUCACCACGCCAUCUGGAGUAGGGAGCAGCGGCAGAUUUUCACAGGAUCCAGCUGGCUCUGGGAAAAUCGUGUUGAUUGGUGAUCUAGACUAUGAAAAUUCAAGUAAUCUAGCCGCCGGCAAUAAGUACACUGUGAUAAUCCAGGUGCAGGACGUUGCCCUUCCUUACUAUAAAAACAACAUCUACAUUUAUAUCUUCACAAAGCCUGAAAAUGAGUUUCCUCUUACCUUUGACAGGCCAUCCUACGUAUUCGAGGUGUCAGAAUUAAGGCCAGCUCAAACCCGAGUGGGCCUUGUGCACGCCGCUGAUCAAGACCACCCCCAGAAUAGCGUCGUGUACUCCAUUUCCACCGGAGGAGCCAGCCCGCAGUACCCAAACAUAUUUUGGAUCAAUCCCCAGACGGGAGAACUCCAGCUGGUGACGAGAGCAGACUAUGAAACAACCGCCAUCUAUAUUCUCAGAAUCCAGGCCACCAACGGCGAGGACAGCAGCUCAGUCACUGUAACUGUGAACAUCCUUGAAGAAAAUGAUGAAAAGCCGAUCUGUACCCCAAACUCUUAUUUCUUGGCCAUCCCAGUGGAUCUGAAAGUUGGCACAAACAUUCAGAAUUUCAAGCUGACAUGUACUGACCUUGAUUCCAGCCCCAGGUCGUUUCGUUACUCCAUGGGCCCAGGCAACAUCAACAGUCAUUUCACCUUCUCUCCCAACGCUGGGUCCAACGUUACAAGCCUGCUCCUUGCGACACGCUUCGACUAUGCCGGUGGGCUUGACAAGAUCUGGGACUACAAACUACUUGUCUACAUAACUGAUGACAACUUGCUGUCUGGCAGGAAGAAAGCUCAGGCUCACGUUGAAACAGGGACGGUGACACUGAGUAUUAGAGUCAUUCCUCACCCCACCACAAUUGUCACCACAACCCCCAGGCCCAGGGUCAUCUACCAGGUCCUGAGAAAGAACAUUUAUUCUCCAUCAGCGUGGUAUGUGCCUUUUGUCAUCACUUUGGGCUCCAUAUUACUUCUGGGCCUCCUGGUGUCCCUGUUUGUCCUGUUGGCCAAAGCCAUCCACAGACACUGUCUCUGCAAGACUGGGAAGCACCAGAAACUUCCGGUGAAGAAAGGAGAAAUGAAAGCUACAAAGACAGAGGUUUUGGUGGAAACGAUUCACAUGAACUCUGUCUUUGACGGAGAAGCCAUCGAUCCAGUUACUGGGGCAGUAUAUGAAUUCAACUCAAACACAGGAGCCAGAAAAUGGAAAGAUCCCUCAACCCAAAUGCCAAGAUGGAAAGAGCCCGGCCCCCACAGAGCUGCUCCGAGUAGAGCUGUCACUGGGGAAGGGGCCAGGCCACCGAGGAGCACCAGUGAGCAAGAUGGGCUGAGCAGCAAAGCGCUGGCUGAGGACACAAGUCCCGGUUCCAGAAACCAGGAUGGCAAGCUGGGCACCCCAAAGAGCAGAAACCCAGCCCUCACGAGCUGGGCUUCCCCCAAACCGCACCCGGGAAAGUAA